This is a messenger RNA of Microdochium trichocladiopsis, 1431 nucleotides long. RefSeq lists its product as uncharacterized. Bases 16 to 1431 code for a protein of 471 amino acids. The record is from RefSeq and is a predicted model, not a curated record. NCBI's taxonomy places the organism in Eukaryota, Fungi, Ascomycota, Sordariomycetes, Xylariales, Microdochiaceae. The transcript has 2 exons.
ACCCUUGCAUACAUUAUGGCCAGCGAGAUCACCCUCGACGGGCAUAUCAUUGCUCCAUUGAACAUCACACACCCCGGCCCUGUCCUCGAUCUUGCCGGAUUCCAAUGGUGCCCGGUCGGCGGCGGGCCCAAGAAGGCCCCAACAUCCAAGCUUUCCAGGCGCUUGUCUCGCGAUGGCGAGGAGAUACCCUUGACGGAAGACCAGCCGCCGGCAUCGGACGAAGCUCAGGUAGACGAACAGCUCCAUGUCCCAGGAGGACCGGGAUCGGAGCCUGAGAAGAUUCUCCCUUUCCCGCUUGAGCAGUUCAAGGGUUCCUACGCCGGCAAUGGGUUCAACUUGAUUUGGGUCCCGAGCACCUUCCAGACACUCGGCAACUCUUGUGGAGACGGACCCAACGACAAUAGGCUGCUCCUCAGUCUCACCACCGAGCAACUGACCUUUGGCCCGACCCUUGGCAAGAUCCCGAACCGUGGGUUCCGUAACCAGGAGGACAUCUUCCUCGGCGGGCUUGCCUAUCUCCAAACCGUCCAGGAUACGACCAAUGUGGAGACUGGAAAGGGCGAUAAGCCAAGGUCCAGCAAGGGUUCCGGCAUUCACUUCGAGCCCGGCAUAUGGCUUCACGUUCCGGCGGCCGACUUCCAGGGGGGCUGCGACACCAUUUGCCGCAUGGCCUCCAUUCCUCACGGUACGACAAUCAACGCGCAAGGAUUCGUUCCCGAGAGGAACACCUCCACCGUGAUCGGUGGAGAGCCCAAAUUUCCCCAGUUCGACAAGCUUGACACUACGCCAUUCAUUAUCGGGAGGCCUGACGACAAACAAAAGUUCUUUAAAGUGGAGAUGAACGCCGAGAGAGAGAACCUUACGCGACGGGUUCCGGCGAACCUCGAGAAGUUCAACGCCCAAGGCACUGGCAGAAUCACCACGGAGAUCAUCCAGAACCCCAAUCUCGUUCUCCAAAAUGCCAUCGACACCAGCAACCUCGACAUCAAGGAAACAAUCACCUUCAAGGUCACCACAGGCAACUCAAACUCUGAACUCAACGCCGGCGGGACUGCCAACAUCGCCUUCCUCGCCGGCCCGCAAACUCCGUUCGGUGACGACCCGAACGCUCACACCGAGUUCAUGACCUCCACGUUCUACAUCGAGCGGAUCGAGUAUGACGUCGUUGUCGACAAGAUGGAAGAAGGUGAGACGCAGGUCCUGUUGGCGUCGUUUCCUCCCGGAGCGAGGGCGCCUACGCCGAAGUUUGCGAUCACGGCGCCACCGGGUGGUGUCACGGAGAGGAAGACAAUCAAGGUGCCGGGCAUUCAGAUCCAGUAUUCGCAGACCGUGAAUCUGAAUUUUGGGCCGGGCGCAAUAUUGACGUGGCCGCAUGUUAGCGUGGCGACGCUGGUGCCGACGGAUCCGCAGCCGUUUAAGAUAACUGAGUGA